CAAAACUCUCCAUAGAUUAAAACGUUGUCUUUACCAUCUAGACCCUUUUCUUGAAUUCAACAAAUCGAGCGUCACUUAUUGCCUUCAAACCACUUUUUGAAAGAAUCACCCGAAUACUUCAUCUUCACUUCAUCCGAUUCGUAAUCCUCCAACUAUUUCGACAUCGCAGAGAUGGCAAGCGCACCGACGGAAAAUGAGCAGGUUCCCCCUGCCGCCUCGCAGCAGAACGAGGAAGAGGCUGUCCUGCCUUCGGAGCCCAAGAUGCCGACUCGGAAGGAUACUUCAUUGAAGGAAUUCUUGACUAAGAUGGACGACUAUGCACCCAUUAUCCCGGACGCCGUGACGAACUACUACAUGACAAAAGCCGGUCUUCCCCCACCACCCCACACCGACCCGCGCCUCGCGCGCCUCAUCGCCCUCGCGGUCCAGAAGUUCGUCGCCGAUAUCGCCGCCGACGCCUACCAAUACAGCCGCAUCCGCGCGUCCAAUACCAGCGCGAAUAACCCGAUGGGCAACCUCGGCGCCGCGGCGGGACUCCAGAUCCCGGGCCAGACGCAAGCCAACACCAAAGAUCAAGGACGUGGUGGACCCCUGGGCAUCCAGAGAGCGGGUUACGGUGGAGGAGGCCAGGGCGGUAGCCAGAAUCGCACGGUCCUUACCAUGGAAGAUCUCGGUAUGGCCGUCGGCGAAUACGGUAUCAACGUGAAGCGAAGCGAAUUCUACCGAUAAGCAUCUAGGUAUGCUCGAAGAUUAUCAACCAGCAAUGGUUACGUACCUUGGACGCUAAUGUCAAUUUUUUUAAAACAGGCGUUUAGCAGCUCCUAAAUGCUGCCGUCACCAAAAUGGCGAGGAAAUACGUCGUCGGCUUAGUUUGGAGCUAUACCUGGAUAUUCAGACACAUAACUUUUUUUGAUGUUGUACUAAACAAGGCACUGGCAUUACUAUAUUUCUACGGAACGGCAAGACAAGUCCACGAAGGCCCUGAUA
Molecule: messenger RNA, 987 nt
Organism: Daldinia caldariorum
Lineage: Eukaryota; Fungi; Ascomycota; Sordariomycetes; Xylariales; Hypoxylaceae
Product: transcription initiation factor IID, TAF10 subunit
Exons: 2
Coding region: 172-729 (185 amino acids)
Biological process (GO): transcription initiation at RNA polymerase II promoter
Cellular component (GO): transcription factor TFIID complex; nucleus; SAGA complex
Molecular function (GO): promoter-specific chromatin binding; RNA polymerase II general transcription initiation factor activity
Source: RefSeq, a predicted model, not a curated record